GCUUCCUUGGCAAAAAAAAUAGUUUUAAAUUUGAUGCGACAAUGCAGCAGUUCAGUUCGCGGGAGAAGUAUAUGGUAUCCAACACCUUGAAUUGCUGGCCCGUGAUGCUGCAGGGCCACUCCGUGCUCAUAGAUCUGCAGAACGAGACCUCCGUGGCCGGGAUCAUCGACAUAGCCGAUGGGCACAUGACCUGCGAACUCACCCAUGCAGUUUUCAUCGAUCGCAAUGGAGGUCAGCAUCCCUUUGAUCACUUCAUGGUGCGGAAUCGCAUGAUCCGGCAGAUACACAUACCCACGCACUUGGAUGCCGAGCAGGAGCUUCGAAAGGCCAUGGAACGGGGUGUCCUGCGAAGGACCCGAGUGGAACCCAAAAAGGGAAAGCGCACUUUCAAGCAAAAGCGAGCGGAAAUGCGACACAAGGAAACCCUGCAGAUGAUCUCCCAGCAGAAAAAGGAACAAAAAGAAACGUAGACUAUAUAGGCCCCCUAAUCAUGAAUAUUUAUUUCCAAAAAUAUAAACUGUCCAAUGUUAAUCGAAAGGCAGAAGUAAGAAAA
Molecule: messenger RNA, 553 nt
Organism: Drosophila biarmipes
Lineage: Eukaryota; Metazoa; Arthropoda; Insecta; Diptera; Drosophilidae
Gene: Lsm10
Exons: 1
Coding region: 42-470 (142 amino acids)
Biological process (GO): mRNA 3'-end processing by stem-loop binding and cleavage
Cellular component (GO): nuclear body; cytoplasmic U snRNP body
Molecular function (GO): histone pre-mRNA DCP binding; U7 snRNA binding
Source: RefSeq, a predicted model, not a curated record